Messenger RNA from Botrytis porri, 3075 nucleotides. RefSeq lists its product as uncharacterized. Gene Ontology annotation, biological process: regulation of DNA-templated transcription. NCBI's taxonomy places the organism in Eukaryota, Fungi, Ascomycota, Leotiomycetes, Helotiales, Sclerotiniaceae. The transcript has 6 exons. The record is from RefSeq and is a predicted model, not a curated record. Gene Ontology annotation, cellular component: nucleus. Bases 72 to 2171 code for a protein of 699 amino acids. Gene Ontology annotation, molecular function: transcription cis-regulatory region binding; DNA-binding transcription factor activity, RNA polymerase II-specific; zinc ion binding.
UUACCAUUUCCUCUCCGUUCAACAUUGAGGUAAUAUUCUCGAUACAUGAAAAGCGAAUUUAGAAAUACGUGAUGCCAACAACCGAUCAUAUAGCAAAGAGUCACCUCAGUUCCCGGGCAUGCAGGACUUGUGCAUUGGCAAAAGCAAAAUGUGUACCACGGUCGGGAGGAUUAACUGCGAAAUGUGAAAGAUGUCAUCGUUUAAAGAAAGAUUGUGUGGCACAAAUUCCUUCUAUCAGGGCCCACAAGCCUCAAAAGACUACUCGAGUUGCACAAUUAGAGAAGAAACUUGAUGGUAUUGUGAAUCUCCUGCAACAGCAACAAGGCGUUCAUUCCCAAGAUGCAACGCAGACAUUUUCUCCACUCGUCGUCACCAAUGAAAAUGUCCUCCCCAGAUCACCACCCCUCUCCGGACCAGAACCCCCAAAUCCGAUUCCUCAUAGAAACGUUUCCCAUGUCGUCCCCAAACCUCUCGAAUCAAGUAAAAGACAAUCUGUCUAUGAAAAAGGCACUAAUGCCUGUCUUCUCGCCCACGCCAACUCGAAUCUCGAGCCCAAUGAUAAGGAAAUCGAAAGGCUGAUAAAAUUGUACCAGAUGGAAAUGACGGCGAGAUUUCCCUUCGUGGUUAUUGAGACGGGAAGACUGACAGGCAUGGAAUGGGUGUCGAGCAAACCGAUACUGGGAAAGGCGGUUUUGAUGGCGGCGAGCUAUUAUAAUUUGCCGAGACAGACGGUUUAUGAGACGGCGUUGGUGAGGGAUUUGACGGAGAGGAUUAUGGUGAGGAGGGAAAAGACUUUGGAGUUGUUGCAGACGAUUUUGGUUUUUUGUGGGUGGUAUCAUUAUCAUUGUUUAGGGCAUCCUCACCUGAACAAUCUCCUAGGUCUAGCAAUGGGCCUUGCUGGAGAUUUGGGACUGAACAAGCCACCAUCAGCCGAUAGAUUUAGGUAUCCAUUUGGCCACAGUAGAGCCACAGCUGGAGAUUUCUCAAGAAGAACAAUGGAGCAGAGAAGGGCUUUAGCUGGUUUAUUUUAUCUAACUUCUUUAGUUGCAACGGGCUUUCAGCGUAUAGAUGCUAUGAGAUAUUCGAUACAUCUUGAUGAAUGUGUUCGUUUCAUAGAGAAGAAACCAGAACAUACUACGGAUCUCUUACUAGUUGAUUUGGUGAAGGUCUCACAUCUUGGAGAGAAAAUUGGGCAAGCGAUCUUACUUGUUCAGAGCGAUAGUGAAAUUCAAGUCCCUACUGCGUUGAAGUUGGGUUCAUUCCAGGUGGAACUAGAUAUAUUGAAGAAGGGUGUUUCUAGUGCUCUGGGAGAUAAUGUAAUCCUACAGCUUCACCAUCAUAUUUCUACCAUCCGCCUCUAUGAAGUCGCGUUAACUAAUGGCUGGAUACCCACAAAUGCAACACAAUCACCUCAAUUUAUCUCAGCAGCCCAACCAAUUCACCCACCGCCUUUACAUCCAUCUCACCUGCAAUCUCUCUACACCUGUCUCCACCACACACGCUCUUUCCUCCACUUAGUCCUCUCAAUUCCUCCGUCUACCUAUCUAAGCCAGCCUAUUGUUCCAUGGUCCCUUCUCGCCUAUGCCCUCAUGGUUCUCGCCCGCCUCUCCUUCUACCAAAACCCACUUCUCCCCUCCUGGACCCUCAAUUUCGUCCGCGAAGUCUGCGAUCUCUCCUGGGUAUUAAAAGAGCUAGCAGAGCGAAACGAUAGAGCGAAAUUUGUAGAUAUCAACAUCACUACCGAGGAUGGAGAAUGGGGAAAAGACGCGGAGGUGGGUAGUGAUGGAAGAAGGGUAGGAGAGGGCUGGACAGAUUGUUUCGACAAGUUUGCGAGGAAAAUUCGUUUGGUGAAGGGGUGGUAUGAUCAGAAGGUUGCGGCUUAUGGGAAUUCGGCGCAGCCACAGCCGUUGGGGAAUGGGUUUAGAGUUGAUAGGAAUGCAGUAGAGGGUAGUGGUGGUGGGAGCGAGGAUGUUACUGAGGGGGGCACGUCCACGCAGAUUGAUGCUGGGUUAGAGGGUGUGGUAAAUGAACAGGUGAACUCGGAUGCAAUGCUAGUGUUGGGUGAUACAGAUAUGAGCCCUUGGGAUGGACUCGAUGAGCAGAAUUUUUGGAUGGAUUUGGGUGGGGAAUGGGAUAUAGAUGGAUUGGAGGCUAUGGGUGUGAUGCUAUAGGUACAUUAAAAGUAUAUCUCAGGAGUUCUGGCAUCUUCUAUUCUCAUUUUAUAACUGAAUGACGGAACACAUAUGAUUUGGAUUUGAGAGAGAACCUCAAAGACCUUAUGAAAAUCUCGAAGCUCAGAAUUGCCUGCUCAGACACACCUCGAUCGAAUCUUCCCACUCCUUUCAAGAAUGGCAUUGUCCAUUUCGAAGCAUGUUCCUCGCAUUCUUCUUUUUCUGUUACAGCGUUGUUCAGAAACAUCUUUGUGUUGAUUUUACGUGGCGUAAUGGCCUUAAAACUCGGUACCCCUGACUCAAAUGCCUUUACAAAGAAGUAUCAAAUUUUGGCCAAUUGCUAUGUUGGCCUCAAACCUCCUGAUCUGAGAGUCUUGGACUGACUCUUUCUUGAAUGUUAUUGUAUCUUUUGUGGUAUUGUUCCCUUGAUGGAGCUCAGUUCUUGAACAACUCCUCGAGGGAAAUAUAUAAAUCCUAAAGAGAUCCCCUAUCAUGUUCAUUUUUAUUCUCCAGUUUCAUCAAUUACAAUCACAUUUACAAUCAAACAAUCUUCCAAACUCCCUAAACGCUUGAAGUCUAGCAAUCAACUAUUAUAUCCACUCCUCCUCCAGAAUUAACUCUCAAAACAUAAUAACCAAAAAAAAAACAAUCAAAAGCCUCAUCCCCUCCAUCCAAAAUGUCUCAAACCCGCGCCGCCCAAUCCCUCAUUCAAAAUCUCUCCCCUCUCCCUCCCCAAUACUCUCCCCGCACCAAAAAACUCAGCGCUCGCGAAGCUACCCGCGCAUUCGUUUCUAGAGAGGUGAAACACAUGAUCGGAGCAACGAGAGGAGAUACUACUCGGGAGAUCCACAAAAAGGCUUGGAAAGCACGGGAUAUGGAGAGAAAGCUCAAGAGUCAGAGAGAG